AUGGGGGACACACAAGGAGUAUACACGGUGAAGAAUGCCUAUAGGCGAAUUAUGGGAGAUUAUUCUGACAACCCAGGGACUUAUAAAUGGGUUACAUUGUGGAAAUUACGAGUACCACCCAAAUGGAAAAUCUUUCUAUGGAGGGUUGUGUCUGGCAUACUACCCACCACUGAUAAUUUAAUUAUUAAACGAGUGGAGGUGGAUCCUAUAUGCCUCAUGUGUGGCACUACACAUGAGAAUAUUAUGCAUGCACUGAUUUUAUGUGAUUACUCUAAAAUGGUUUGGAAUAUUUCGGGAUUACCUGUCACAAAUAUUCUGACUAAUCAUUUCCAAUCAUGGUUCAUAGGCGUGCUGGACUCGUUGACGGAAGGGCAGGUACGGCUGGCUGUUGGGAUUCUAUAUUAUUUGUGGCUAGCAAGGAACUCGGCAUUAUGGGAAAGAAGCUUGCCACGGCCCACAUCCACGGUGAGGAGGGCGGUGAUGGCCGAGGAAGCCUUCACCAGGCUGGGACGUGCGAGUUACCAGCCUCAUGCCACCGUGUUGCCGGAGAGCGACCCACACGACCGGCCCAGGUGUUACUUCGACGCGGGCUACAGACAACACACGGGAGAAGCGACAUACGGAGUUGUGCUACUCAAUCACGAAGGAGUCUUUAUGGCGGCCACGGCAGGAACGUUACCGGGUGCUUUUUCACCUAUUAUGGCAGAAGCUCUAGCCUGCAAGGAAGCUCUAUCAUGGCUUAAGGGGUGCGAUACACAGAUGGUUGAUCUACUCACAGAUUGUAUGGAGUUGCGAAACAUGGUAACAUCAAGAGGUACCGGAACUCGAUCUUAUGUUGGGGUCAUUGUGGACCAGUGCAGGACAACUAUGUCAUUAUUUACUUCUUGUUCUUUACAUUAUAUUUCCAGAGCUGUUAAUAUGCAUGCUCAUACACUAGCUCGUUAG
Ipomoea nil (Japanese morning glory) is the source of this 945-nucleotide messenger RNA. RefSeq lists its product as uncharacterized. The transcript has a single exon. The record is from RefSeq and is a predicted model, not a curated record. Gene Ontology annotation, molecular function: RNA-DNA hybrid ribonuclease activity; nucleic acid binding. NCBI's taxonomy places the organism in Eukaryota, Viridiplantae, Streptophyta, Magnoliopsida, Solanales, Convolvulaceae. Bases 1 to 945 code for a protein of 314 amino acids.